Molecule: messenger RNA, 786 nt
Organism: Penicillium longicatenatum
Lineage: Eukaryota; Fungi; Ascomycota; Eurotiomycetes; Eurotiales; Aspergillaceae
Exons: 1
Coding region: 1-786 (261 amino acids)
Source: RefSeq, a predicted model, not a curated record
AUGCGCUUCAUCAACUUGAGUGGCCUCAUCCUGGCCGGUAUCACUGUCGUAUCCGCUGCAAACUCCAGCUGUGCGCCCUCGUCUGGUGACGCGAAAGUGCUCGAACUUGCCUGGGGGAUCUCGGAUUUCCUCAGUGGAUUCUACAACAACACCGUCAACUCGACCUUCUCUCCCACCUCGAGCAACGCCAGCAUUGUCGCCUAUCAACGCGUUCUCCUCGGCGUUGAGAAGGACAACCAACUCGGCAUCCAAGCUAUCGAGAAGGUUGGCGCCAAAGCCCCGGGAUUCAAGGCGCUUCAAUGCGACUACACCUAUCCCACUGUCAGCGGCCCAUCUGCCUGGGCUCAGUGGAGCUACCGAUUUGAGUCCACUCUCACUGGUGCUUUCAUCGGCCUGGCUGGCUACACUCAGUCCCCCGAGGUUUCUUUCCUGCUGGCUCGUCUGGCUGCUGAGCACAGCGCUCACGCUACUCUGAUCGGAGGCCGUGUGAACUCCACACUCUUUGCUUCGAACACGACAUCCUUGGUCUCGGCAUACGGUCCCAACCAGGUUCUGUCCACCACCAACUCCACCGGUAGCCUGGGACAAUUCCUCGGAGGCUGUCUCAAAGCCCCUAGCAGCCCUUGCGGAACCGAGAAUAUUGGACCUUUGGUCGCCACCAUCACUCCCUCGAGUGCCGCAGGUAGCUCUUCUGCCAUGGCUAGCAGCACCCCCAUGAGCUCGGGAGGUAGCUCUUCUACUGCAGCCAGCAGCUCUUCCACUGCGGCCAGCAGCACUUCCUCCUAG